Messenger RNA from Trichoderma citrinoviride, 1131 nucleotides. RefSeq lists its product as hypothetical. NCBI's taxonomy places the organism in Eukaryota, Fungi, Ascomycota, Sordariomycetes, Hypocreales, Hypocreaceae. Gene Ontology annotation, molecular function: molybdate ion transmembrane transporter activity. Gene Ontology annotation, biological process: molybdate ion transport. Bases 1 to 1131 code for a protein of 376 amino acids. The transcript is spliced from 2 exons. The record is from RefSeq and is a predicted model, not a curated record.
AUGGCCACCGCCUGGCUGGCCCGAGUGCGGCGCCUCAACGCCCACAACCUGACAACAUUCCGAGAUGCACCCCUGGCCGAGAUAUCCGGAUCUCUUGGCGAUUUGGGCACGCUGCUGCCCCUGAUGAUUGCCCUCGCGGCCAAGGGGUACAUCGACCUGGGCUCGACGCUGGUCUUUUCGGGUUUCUUCAAUGUUCUCACCGGAGUCGUCUUUGGCAUUCCCUUGCCGGUGCAGCCCAUGAAGCCUCUCGGUUGGAUCCAUCCCGCGCUGGACAACCGCGUCUGGGCCCUGGCGGCCUUCCUUGUUCUCAUCUUGACGCAGAACAUGCCUCGCUUCCCCUACGCCCUGAGCUUCUUCCUCCUGGCGCUGGUGCUGGCUCUCAUCCAGGUGUCGCUCUCCCACCAGAGCUUGCCUUGGUUCCACGUCUGGCAGCCACACUUUGUACUGCCCUCGUGGAUUGGCCAUGGAGACGCCCCGGCCUUGUGGAUGGCAAUAGGACAGCUUCCACUGACGACUCUCAACUCCAUCAUCGCCGUGAGCGCGCUGGCCGCCGAUCUGCUGCCCGAUCUGCCCGCGCCCUCCGUCACCUCGAUAGGUCUGAGCGUGGCGCUCAUGAACCUGACCGGAACGUGGUUCGGAGCCAUGCCAGUCUGCCACGGCGCCGGAGGACUGGCCGCCCAGUUCCGCUUCGGCGCACGCAGCGGAGCCAGCGUCAUCUUCUUGGGCCUCUUGAAGAUUGCUCUGGGGCUGCUGUUUGGGGAGACGCUCGUCAACUUGCUGAAGCAGUACCCAAAGGGCUUGCUCGGCGUCAUGGUGGUGGCUGCUGGACUGGAGCUGGCCAAGGUCGGCCACACGCUGAACCAGGGUGCGCCUGAUCUGUGGCAUGUGUCUGUUGGCCAGAGCCAUGCCGAAGGCUUGAGAGAGCAUCGGCACCUGUCAGACGAAGAGCGUCUCGAGCGAUGGACGGUCAUGUUGGUGACGACGGCUGGUCUGCUCGCGUUCAGGAAUGACGCAGUUGGCUUCUUGGCCGGCAUGCUUUGUCACAGCUCGUAUAGGCUCUCCGAGAGGUUUCUGGGCUGGAAAAGCCGCCGGUCUAUUCUUUCCAGCGAGCGGGCGCCGUUACUACGAUGA